Messenger RNA from Oncorhynchus nerka (sockeye salmon), 1274 nucleotides. Its product is annotated as AP-1 complex subunit sigma-3-like. Lineage: Eukaryota; Metazoa; Chordata; Actinopteri; Salmoniformes; Salmonidae. Bases 173 to 832 code for a protein of 219 amino acids. Gene Ontology annotation, cellular component: intracellular membrane-bounded organelle; membrane coat; AP-1 adaptor complex. The transcript is spliced from 6 exons. The record is from RefSeq and is a predicted model, not a curated record. Gene Ontology annotation, molecular function: clathrin-cargo adaptor activity. Gene Ontology annotation, biological process: vesicle-mediated transport; intracellular protein transport.
CACAGGCUCCAGAAGGGAGGAGUUGUACCCGUUCAGCUCGGAGGUCAGCGAGCGUUCUGGAGGAACAACGACAGAUAUGCGCCCUGUCAGUUGUCAGACAGGCUGUGCGAGGUGAAACUAUUUUACUAACUUUUAUUUACUAAAAACGAUCCCCCCAAAAAUCCUCAAAGUGAUGCGUUUCCUGCUCCUCUUCAGUCGCCAGGGCAAGCUCCGUCUCCAGAAGUGGUUCACGCCCAUCCCAGAGCGAGAGAAGAAGAAGAUCACCAGGGACAUGACCACCAUGGUGUUGGCACGGAAACCACGCUCCUGCAACUUCCUGCACUGGAAAGACCUAAAGAUUGUCUACAAGAGAUAUGCCAGUCUGUAUUUCUGCUGUGGUCUGGAUGCUGAGGAGAAUGAACUUCUGGCCUUGGAGAUGCUGCAUCGCUAUGUGGAGCUGUUGGACAAGUACUUUGGCAACGUGUGUGAGCUGGACAUUAUCUUUAACUUUGAAAAGGCCUACUUCAUACUGGAUGAGUUUCUAUUAGGGGGAGAGGUACAGGAGACUUCCAAACUAGUGGUGGCCCGCUCCGUCGAGGCCUCGGACAUGCUACAGGAGAAACAGAGACUGAUGGAGAUUAUACUUCUAUUUCCUUUAUUCUUCAGUUGCUACCAUGGAGGAAUACAUGAGCAAGCCUGCAUUCUAACACUGGGGGAAAUGGAUCUACACACCAGAAGGAAUCUGAACGAUUACAGACCUGGAAGUCUUACUACUGUCCAGAACCAUGGAGUUAUGAGUUCUAGAAUGAUGUGUCUGAAUCUGUGUCCUGAGGCAGGCAGGAAGUGUUUUUAAGUAGGGAAGUGCAUCUUGUUUCUGCAAAUAGGACAAUAACAUGAUGACCAAUAAAUUGGUAGGAGACACUCAUUGAUUGAGCUAUUAUCAAAUGUAUAUUGAUACUGUAUGAUCACCCAUCCCUCUUGCUCGUCGAUGUACAUUGAGGUUACUGAAAACUGUGGUUUGACAAUCAUUAAAAUCAAUACUCACAUUUUUUUUCUCCAAAAUAUGUACGCUGUAUUGACAUUUUAAGAAGUGCCUUUUUAGAAAUAUGUAUUUGAAGUUGUGUUUUAAAUGCAUCUUGUAGACUAGCCUUUUUCUGUGUGACUUGUUGUAGGAUUAUAUCUUGGAAAGGGAGUGAUUAUUUAUCUUGGUGAAUGUCACAGUUUUUUUUAUAUAACUAAUUAUGGAUCUUGAAUGGUGAAGACUUUGGAAUUAAAAUGUGUAUUUUGAUACAGAA